Molecule: messenger RNA, 2698 nt
Organism: Gymnodraco acuticeps
Lineage: Eukaryota; Metazoa; Chordata; Actinopteri; Perciformes; Bathydraconidae
Gene: kctd9a
Product: potassium channel tetramerization domain containing 9a
Exons: 12
Coding region: 151-1320 (389 amino acids)
Biological process (GO): intracellular signal transduction; protein homooligomerization
Molecular function (GO): protein binding
Source: RefSeq, a predicted model, not a curated record
UCCGACAGUUCCUGAACGCCUCUUGUGUCUCGUGUUGUUGUCUGAUGCAGCUAGCUAGCCAGUAAGCUUGAGUCAACCGAGUGUUAGUUGGCAAACGCCACAUUAUCAUUUAAAUUAUAACAAAGCACUAAAUACCAAAGCGCCUAAAGCAUGAGAAGAGUUACCCUGUUUGUUAACGGGACAUCUAAAAAUGGCAAGGUUGUAGCAGUAUACGGGACCUUGUCAGAUUUACUAUCCGUAGCAAGCAAUAAAUUAGGAAUCAAAGCUGUGUCUUUAUACAAUGGAAAGGGUGGUCUCAUAGAUGACAUUGCCCUUAUAAGAGAUGACGAAGUGUUGUAUGUCUCAGAAGGAGAUCCAUUUAUUGACCCUCAGAAUGAGGCCAAGGUUACAGCUGAUCAGCACGGAGCACACACUGAUUGGCUGACCCUUAAUAUUGGUGGUCGUCCCUUCACCACCACCAGGAGCACCUUGGUCAGCAAGGAGCCAGAGAGUAUGCUAGCUCACAUGUUCCGAGAGAAAGAUGUGUGGGGGAAUAAGCAGGAUGAGCAUGGAGCGUACCUAAUCGACCGAAGCCCUGAAUACUUUGAACCAAUUCUCAAUUACCUGAGACAUGGUCAGCUCAUUAUCAAUGAAGGCAUAAAUAUACGAGGUGUCCUCGAGGAGGCUCGUUUCUUUGGAAUUGAGCAGCUUACUGAACAGCUGGAAGCCGCAAUCAAGAACAUUCAGCCAGCUGAGGACCACUCUCCCAUUUCCCGCAAGGAGUUUGUUCGUUUUCUUCUGGCAACUCCCACCAAGUCAGAGCUCCGCUGUCAGGGUCUUAACUUCAGUGGAGCAGAUCUGUCCCGACUGGAUUUACGCUACAUCAAUUUCAAGAUGGCUAAUCUGAGCCGCUGCAAUCUGACACAUGCCAACCUGUGCUGCGCCAACCUGGAGCGGGCCGAUCUGUCUGGAGCCAACCUGGACGGUGCCAACUUACAAGGGGUGAAGAUGCUCUGUUCCAACGCCGAGGGAGCGUCUCUCAAAGGAUGCAACUUUGAAGAUCCAUCGGGAUUGAAGGCCAACCUGGAAGGUGCUAACCUUAAAGGAGUUGACUUGGAAGGAAGCCAAAUGACCGGCGUCAACCUGCGUGUGGCCACUCUGAAAAAUGCAACGCUGAAGAACUGCAACCUGCGGGGAGCCACUUUAGCAGGGACCGAUCUGGAGAACUGUGACUUGUCUGGCUGCGAUCUCCAAGAAGCCAACCUGAGAGGGUCCAAUGUGAAAGGGGCCAUUUUCGAGGAGAUGCUGACCCCUCUGCACAUGUCCCAGAGUGUCAGAUAACUGCACACACCAGUGUCAGUGGGGGGGCGCAGCUGGCUUCUUUAAUACUCUCUCCUUCAGUAUAUUCCUCUACUUCCAAUCUGUCUGUAAAGCAGGUAGUUGUAUGCACAUCCCUGGCAUUCCACCUUUAUUAAGUUAGCUUUAAAUAUCUUGCACUAUAAUUAUUCAGGGUUGUUUGUAUGGUAGGACGUUUUAAAUGUUCAGCUGCGUAUAUCACCAAAACCAAAUAAUGUUCCUCGUGUACGUAGAUGUGUCUGGAUGCAAUCCAAUGAACUGUACUAAUUUAAUGUUCUUCAUCAUUUAUAUUCACUUCAUCUUACUUGACGUGUUAAUGGGAGUUAAAGUCAGAUCAUUUGUGAGCAGUGAAGUUCAGAGCUGAGCUUCACUGUGCUGCCGUAGCAGAAACAGAAAGUGGCACUUACCAAUAACUGUGGUGUUAUAUAAUCUUCUUUAACUUAAUUUUGCUGGAUUCAACAUAAAUAAAGGAAGCAAUGCAAGCCAAAGCCAUAAGGAUAGCACAGUCUAGAAGGCUAAAAGUGCUGUUUGCACACCAUGAAACUAUGCGACAGCUUGGUUAUGCAAUACAUGAUGUUACAGCUGUGAGGUUUCUCCUUUCUGACUUUUAAAUAGUGUGUUCUUUAAAAAAAAGAAGCUUUCCCUUGUUUGUGAAUCUACCUCUUUUUUUAAUCUGGUGUGCAAGUGAUCCACAAUUGCAUGCAUUCGACUGUGGCACUGCUUAUUGUAAUGUGCAUGUAUGACAUUCAUUAUACUUCAGUCCCCAUUUGAAGAAAAACAAAUGCUGUGCUUUAAAAGAAAAAGCCAUUUUCACAUGCUGUUAAAGUGGGUUUGCCUGCAAACAUGCUCCAUGUAUCAAUGUAUAUCACUUAAUCAUGCUUCGAACUUAUUUGCACAACUACAUGUUAACUUGUAUACCUUCUCACCAAAAAUUGUUGGUGCUUGUAAUCUUAUGUAAAUCUACUCCAGUGUUUCCAAAACUUCUGAAAUUGUUAUUGUAUGGUAAGCUGGUUUUGUCAGUUCUUUCUGUUUGCAUGUGUGAAGACUCUACUCGUCUCUGACUGGUGAAGUUUCUCUACCUGUAGCUCAAAGCUGCUCUGAUGCAAUACUAUUCACUAAUUGUUGGUACCCAGCCUGUGAGAAUGAACGAUGAAGGCAAUCAUACAAUUGUGUAUUUUCAUCUCGAAAAUCCAAGGAAGAGCUAUGAGUAUUUAUUUUUAAUACAUCUCACUGAAUGCAACACGAGGCGGAGGUUGGUUUGUGUUUUAGACAGGUCUCCCUGUCUAAGAUUAUUGCACUUGACCGUGGAAAUAUAUUUCCAUGAAUGACUGUUAUAAAUAAACUGCUAUGAAGAAGAAAAAAA